CUCUAACUAUACCCACAAGCGGCCAUUUCCGCUUUACUGAGCUGGUGGAAGCUGCCUUACUGGGCUGGUGGAAGGCGCACAAGUCAUAAAGAUGGACCGGGUGGAAUACCCCACAAGGCUGGCGCAAGCCUUAAAGAGGCAACUUUUUGAACUAAUCCGCCUAAUAAAGGCAGGGGCAGCCAUUGCAGCCACGAGACUGAGAUCUUUCUGGCAGAGGGUCAGGAAAACGGUGAUGGCCCUGUUCAGGCAGCAAAAGAUGGACCGGGUGGAAUACCCCACAAGGCUGGCGCAAGCCUUGAAGAGGCAACUUUUUGAACUAAUCCGCCUAAUAAAGGCAGGGGCAGCCAUUGCAGCCACGAGACUGAGAUCUUUCUGGCAGAGGGUCAGGAAAACGGUGAUGGCCCUGUUCAGGCAGCAAAAGAUGGACUGGGUGGAAUACCCCACAAGGCUGGCGCAAGCCUUGAAGAGGCAACUUUUUGAACUAAUCCGCCUAAUAAAGGCAGGGGCAGCCAUUGCAGCCACGAGACUGAGAUCUUUCUGGCAGAGGGUCAGGAAAACGGUGAUGGCCCUGUUCAGGCAGCAGAUAGAUCCCCCGCUGCCAGAUUAUGGCUGGUAUUGUGUCCUGCCGCCCAUGGUGUUCCUAUUCCUGUGUUAGGAAUGGGCUUCGGCCGGGGUAUAGCCAUUAAUGCUGGUGUGGAGGAACAUCUGUCACGUGUAACAUCUAUAAGGUAACUGCUGCCACAGUAGGUGUCCUAUGGGGGGAUCAGUAUAAUGGGGAGCGGGUGGUGUCAGUAAGUUGUUACGAUGAUCCUUAUGGUCUAGGAAAGACUGGAAACCUUGAUGUACAUUCUAAUAAUAAGUGCGACACUUAUUAUUUGUAUGUUCUUCAAUGCUUCCAGGAUCAUCACAGGGUGACAGCUGGUAACAACAAAGACUAUGGAAUUGAUGUCAUGCAUGGGAUCAUGGCAUGGGUGCCAUGAUUCAAUGCAUUACAUCAAUUCCAUAGUCCCACCAAGAGACUCAGACCGGACCCCUACUCAUACCACCAGGCAGCAGUUACCUUACUGACCCACACCAGCAGACAGGCUAUACCCCGUCCCGGAACAUCAAUAACAUCAGCCACCAUGCGUUGCCUUGAGAUAGACAGUACGUAACAACAUCUUCUCAUAUGCCAGUGCCUGCUGUCUCUGAUAUAAUGCUGAGUGAUUAGUGAUGUAUGCACUGGCCGCAGAUGACACACUGAAUGGGGAUCUCAGACAUCUACGCAUGCCGACGCACACCGUCUCAAGUUAAUGCAGGAUGCUUACUGAGCUUAGAACUGUGUAUUGGCGAGUCACAACAAAUGAGAAUGCCGUUCUAACAAUAUCAAGUGAUUAUACGUACCAACUAUAAUAACAUCAAUAAAAUACAUCACUAUAAAUACA
Pseudophryne corroboree (corroboree frog) is the source of this 1424-nucleotide messenger RNA. RefSeq lists its product as uncharacterized. The transcript is spliced from 11 exons. The coding region runs from base 92 to 655 and encodes 187 amino acids. The record is from RefSeq and is a predicted model, not a curated record. NCBI's taxonomy places the organism in Eukaryota, Metazoa, Chordata, Amphibia, Anura, Myobatrachidae.